GUAGAAAAACAAUAGUUCUCGAAGGAGGAAACAGACACACAUACACACGUGGCAUAGGAUAAGUGGAGGUUAAAAAGAAAACCACGAAAACCGCUGGUGUCUGAAAGAGAAGCCGCUAAAGCCAUUUCAGGCUUUGACUGUUCACAACAAAGCGCCCCUAAAGGAGCGUCGCUUUUACUCUCUCCUCAUCUAUAUAUAAAGAACACACCUUCCGUCUCCUUCCACCUUCAAUUAUCACACCGUAUUCUCUCUUCCUCUCUGAUUAUUACGUUAUGGUCAAGAUGGGUUUGAAACCCAACCCGGUAACUCCUAACCCGACCCACUAUAAUGCCAAAGAGAUUCGUUACAGAGGCGUAAGGAAGCGUCCUUGGGGCCGUUACGCCGCCGAGAUCCGAGAUCCGGGUAAGAAAACUCGCGUCUGGCUUGGCACCUUCGAUACCGCAGAGGAGGCGGCGCGUGCGUAUGAUAAGGCGGCGCGUGAUUUCCGUGGCGCUAAGGCGAAGACGAAUUUUCUUGAGCUGAAUGAGAAGGUGCUCUCCGGUGGAGGCGGUUUCGCGCGGAGCCCUAGCCAGAGCAGCACCCUUGACUAUGCUUCUCCUCCGGCGGUAGUUACACCGGCGACUGAUGGGAUUGUUCCACCUCGACUUGAGCUAAGUCUUGGCGGCGGUGGCGCGUGUUACCAGAUCCCAAUGGCGCGUCCUCUCUACUUUUUGGACCUUAUGGGGGUCGGAAACGGAGGUCGUGGUCAGCUUCCGGUGUCGUCGGCGUUUAGGUCGCCGGUGAUGCAGGUCUCUACGAAGAUGGCUUGUGGUGCCCAGAGCGAUUCUGAUUCUUCAUCGGUCGUUGAUUUCGAAGUUGUGAUGGAGAAGAGAUCUCAGCCGUUAGAUUUAGAUCUAAACUUGCUUCCUCCGGUGGAACAGGCCUGAGGUGUUGCCGGUUUCGCGCAUGCGUUUUUUGCUUUGCAGCUGAGAGAAUAAUUUCACGUAGUCUUUUUCUCCAGCACUCUAAAAUAAUUAUUAUCGGUUUUUAGAAAUUAUAUAAAUCGAGGGAGAAAAAGUAUAAUUUUUAGAUGACAUGUAUCGUUAUGUACAUAACCGGAGAUCUGAACUUUUGUUGUGCGCUUUUUUGCGACUUGGUUUUCACCAUGUUGUUUCUAUGCAUCUUUUCCUUCUGCAA
Messenger RNA from Brassica napus (rape), 1176 nucleotides. Its product is annotated as ethylene-responsive transcription factor 4-like. Bases 273 to 926 code for a protein of 217 amino acids. The record is from RefSeq and is a predicted model, not a curated record. Gene Ontology annotation, molecular function: DNA binding; DNA-binding transcription factor activity. Gene Ontology annotation, biological process: regulation of DNA-templated transcription. The transcript has a single exon. NCBI's taxonomy places the organism in Eukaryota, Viridiplantae, Streptophyta, Magnoliopsida, Brassicales, Brassicaceae.